Sclerotinia sclerotiorum 1980 UF-70 is the source of this 276-nucleotide messenger RNA. RefSeq lists its product with no specific name. The coding region runs from base 1 to 276 and encodes 91 amino acids. The record is from RefSeq and is a predicted model, not a curated record. The transcript has 2 exons. Lineage: Eukaryota; Fungi; Ascomycota; Leotiomycetes; Helotiales; Sclerotiniaceae.
AUGAGAUCCUUCAUCACUGCAGUCAGAGAGGCCGGGAGGGAGAACGAAGGCGAAUGUUCCACACAUCUCUACUUCGGUGUCUACCUCUGGUCCAAGAACCUAGACCACUUUGGCAAGAACAUAGCCGAUGACGGUUAUGCUUCUGGCAAAGGCGCGCUCCAGCGGGUUUGGGACAGUGCGGUGGCAGCACGCAUUGCUCGUUUGAAGGCCUGGGAUGAUGUCGUUAUGGCGUGGGAGAGACACAGAGGGGAAGUGGAAAUUUCCACCCUGGAUUGA